Messenger RNA from Venturia canescens, 2214 nucleotides. Its product is annotated as metallophosphoesterase domain-containing protein 1. Lineage: Eukaryota; Metazoa; Arthropoda; Insecta; Hymenoptera; Ichneumonidae. Bases 94 to 1011 code for a protein of 305 amino acids. The transcript has 5 exons. The record is from RefSeq and is a predicted model, not a curated record. Gene Ontology annotation, molecular function: hydrolase activity.
AUUGGUUUAUUCGCGAUUUUAUUACGUAACUCGUGGAACAUUCUUUACGCGACAUUCCUCGAUGCUAGAUCAAUCGCGAAAUGUUGAAGACCUAUGCGUGUACACGAAAUCAUGGAUAUAGAAAUUCAUCCACUUACCAGUAAUCCUACUGCAGCUUGGCAAGAAAUUUCACAGGAACAAAAAGUUAUAAAAAUCAAUGUCAAGCCUCCUACAACCGAAGCACCUGCCAAUAAGUUGAGAAUCGUUUGUAUGAGUGACACACAUUCUCUGACGCCUUACAUAAAAUUUGAUGUACCGGAGGGCGAUGUGUUCAUACAUGCCGGAGAUUUCACAAAAUGCGGCAGCCUUCAAGAAGUCAUAGAAUUUAAUAAUUGGAUAGGAAAUUUGCCGCACAAGCACAAAAUAGUGAUAGCUGGAAACCAUGAGCUGAGUUUCGAUCCUACUUUUACUCAUCCGUUUUCAACGCAAACCAGUGGCGAUAGACAAAAGCACACCGGGACCAGUAUACUCGACAACAUUCCGACUCUGGGAAUGUCCAAGGACACACUCGCCGAAGCUAUUCAAACUAGAAAUGUUAAGGAUCACCUCACUAACUGCAUUUAUUUGGAGGACUCAGAAAUUGUACUCUAUGGAAUUAAAAUAUACGGAACACCCUGGCAACCCGAAUUUUGCAAAUGGGCAUUCAACGUUCCUCGAGGAGAGGCAUGUCUGGCGAAAUGGGAUUUGAUUCCAGCAGACACGGACGUUCUUGUAACGCACACACCGCCGAUAGGACACGGGGAUCUUUGUUGCAGUGGGGUUCGAGCUGGUUGCGUUGAACUUUUGUCAAUCGUACAAAAAAGAGUGAAGCCAAAAUACCACAUAUUUGGUCACAUUCACGAGGGUUACGGAAUAUCUUCGGAUGGAAAAAUCAUCUACAUAAACGCGUCGACUUGUGAUCUCAACUAUUUACCGAGUAAUCCUCCAAUAGUCUUUGACAUUACGUUGCCCCCGGGUAUGAGUAAAUGUUGAAGCUUUGAAAUUUGUAAAUUAAGUGAAAAAAAAACGGACUGUCUAAUGGAGGAAACAAGAAUACUCGCAAUUUCGGAAGAAAAAACUCGAAGACUCAUUUCUUCAAUUGACUGACGUGCGAAACAUUUUUAUGCCAAACCCUUGCAAAAAAUAAAUUAAAUCUUGUAAAAAGUAAGGCAAAAUAGCUUUAAACCUGAGGGUCAUUUAUCAUAGUCGAUCAUUUAUUCUAGAGACGCACGCUUUAGUCGAUCGAAUUUUUUCUACUGUGCUUCAGCUAUAGAGUUAUUAAAAUUAUUAGCUAAAUAUUAUUUUUAUCUAAUGGUCAUCUCCUCUCAGAGCAAAGACGCUUUUUCAUAUGGUCGGAAAUAUUUUUGAGUAGAUAUUUUUUCGAUAGUACAAUUAAGAUUUGUUCAAAUAUUUCUAUAUGUAACACGUCUUUUAAACUGCAUUUUUAACAAAAAAGAAAAACGAAAAUCAAUAAAUUUGAAAUGCAUUAUCUAAUUUUACAAAAUUAUCUAUACUAAGUUCGUUUUUAUUACAAUUAUCACAAUUAUUUAAUGAAAAGUAAGAAUUUAUUGUGAUACGUGAAGAAUUUUUAAUGAACACGAUAUAUUUUUAUUAACUUUUGGACACAAUUGGAUAAUCCGACCUUGAAAAUAUUGAAGUCUCUCCACACAUGACAACUCGAUAAUCGAAUUAUUUCGUCAGUCAUGAUAUCGCACUUGUAAUUAGCUUCAUGUGCAAGCUACAUCGUGCCUCGAUGCUUGCGUAGUUUACCUUUUGUACCUGGUUGUUAAUGAGAAAAACAGCUCAGUCUUAAGGUUUUCUAAUUGUUCAACAGAGGUGGACAGAAAAAAAAAACAAUUGACCUAUGACGAUAGGAAAAUCAGUUUCUCAACUUGAAUUGUCAAAUCAUGUCAGCAUCCAGAAAAACAAAUUCUACUUGAAAUAUUCUUCAGAAAUGUAUUCCCGGCUGAAAUGCGUUUUUGUAGCAUGGAAAACAGAAAAAUCACUUUUAACAAAGUCUUUGUCCACCUUUGUUAGGUCGAGGGGGAACGGAGCCAUAGAAUGGAAAAAAAUAGUACGAAGAUUUGUACUUAAACGAAUGUAUUUCAUAGACUGGUGAAAAAGCCAGUUAAAAUAUUUGCGUAACAUUGUGUAAAGUUGGCUACGCGAUAUAAUAAACGAAUAUAGUGAAAAUAA